Arabidopsis lyrata subsp. lyrata is the source of this 1378-nucleotide messenger RNA. RefSeq names its product transcription factor MYB11. NCBI's taxonomy places the organism in Eukaryota, Viridiplantae, Streptophyta, Magnoliopsida, Brassicales, Brassicaceae. The record is from RefSeq and is a predicted model, not a curated record. Bases 119 to 1105 code for a protein of 328 amino acids. The transcript has 3 exons.
CUAAACCAAUCACAUUUUUUGUGGUGUCGUCACUUUACUUCUCUUUUAUAUAUCUCUCUCUAGUGAUUGACUAUAGGGGUCAAGUGAAGUGAGUGAAAUUUAAUAGUUGGCGGAGAGAAUGGGAAGAAAGCCGUGCUGUGAGAAGGUAGGAAUGAAGAAGGGGCGCUGGACGGCGGAGGAAGACCAGAUUCUCUCCGACUACAUUAAGUCCAACGGCGAAGGUUCAUGGCGUUCUCUUCCCAAAAAUGCCGGGCUAAAGAGAUGUGGAAAGAGCUGUAGAUUGAGAUGGAUAAACUAUUUGAGAUCAGACCUCAAGAGAGGAAACAUAACUCCUGAAGAAGAGAACCUCAUUGUUAAAUUGCAUUCCACUUUGGGAAACAGGUGGUCAAUAAUUGCGAGCAAUCUACCGGGAAGAACAGACAACGAAAUUAAAAACUAUUGGAAUUCUCAUCUCAGCCGUAAAUUCCACGGUUACUUCAGGAAACCAACCGUCACUACUGUAGUCGAGAAUGCGCCUCCGCCUCCGAAGCGUAGACCCGGAAGAACCAGCAGAUCCGCCAUGAAACCCAAAUUUAUCCUAAACCUUAAAAACCACAAAAACCCUAAUUCUUUAACGGCAAGCAAAACCGACAUUGUUUUGCCAACUACAACAAUAGAGAAUGGAGAGGGAGAAAAAGAAGACGCAUUAAUGGGGUUGUCAAGUAGUAGCUUAAGUGGAGCCAAGGAGCCUGGUUUAAGACCAUGUGGCUAUGUAGACGAUGGUUAUUGUAACCCAAGCAUUGAUGGCGACGUUGGAGUUUUGUCUCUCAAUGACGAUAUUUUCGAUUCUUGUUUUCUAUUGGACGACCCUUAUGCUUUCCACGUGUCCUCAUGUGAGUCGAACAGCGUAAAAAACUCUGAGCCAUAUGGAGGUGUCUCCGUUGGGCACAAAAAUAUCGAAUCGAUGGCUGAUGACUUCGCUGACUGGGACUUUGUAUGGAGAGAAGGUGAAACCCUUUGGCAAGAAAAAGAGAAUCUUGAUUCGGUUUUGUCGUGGCUGUUAAAUGGAGAGGAAAUGGAAUCUGAGACCGGACAAAGGGGCCCCAACGACUUUGGAGGAUCUUGACGAAGAAAAAAAGAAUAUGGCUGCUUGGCUUUUGUCUUGAAAGAUUUGGCACCAUGCAUACGCUUUUUUCUCCGUUAGAUUUUAGCAAAGGUCCCCGUGGCAGGAUCUGGUCGGUUUGUGAAUAGAACAUGUUUUUUUUGGUGUGAAUAGAACAUGUUCGUACCCUUGCGUUCGUUUUUUAGUUUUAAUUGUGCAAGUCUUUUUUUCAUGUGUAAAUACGAUUUUCGGCGUUGGAAAAUAAAACAAAAUAAAGUCGCCUUCUUAGUUAAAUUA